CAUGGCGCUUAAGCGCCAUGAUCUGUCAAUUCAGUCUUGAGUUUUGACUCGAGCCAACAUAAACUCUUUAUAGUGCAGAAAUAAUUUUUUGCUGACAAAGUAUAAUAUAAUUUUUUUUCAAUUACAAUUAUCUGCAUUCAGUUGCAUAUUAACGUUAGUGGGAUUUUUAUGGACUAAAUGCCCUCGAGAAGCCACAAGAAAUAAAAAAUUACUUCAACAGCAGAUUUUAGAUCGUUUUGUGCCCAGAAGUAAAAGGAAAGCAAAAUAGUAAAAAUGGCACUGACCAGAAUGGCUCUCUCUAGAUUAUCGACAAAUAGGCUCUCUCAAUAUACAGUAGCAAUUUCUAAGCAUCAGCAAAAUACGAUGCUGAGACUAAUGGCCUGUAGAUUCGUGUCAACUCAUCGAAUUACAAAAAAUAUUGAACUUAUAACUCAAGAAACUCCAAUUCAAACUGACAAGUUCAAUAGUCAAGGUUCUAUUGUUUCCGAAGAUCGACCACUUUUAGUUUUACUCUGUUGGCUUUUAGCUCAACGUAAACACGUUAUGAAAUAUGCGGCUUUUUACAUGGAACAAGGCUUUGACGUUGUCACUGUCACUGUCAGUCCUUGGCAACUAAUGUGGCCUGCCAACGGAACAAGAAAAGUAGCUGCUGAACUUUUGGAAUUUAUGGAUCAGAAUAAAAACUAUCAACAAAUAAUGUUGCAUGGCUUUUCAAUUGGCGGUUAUAUGUGGGGUGAGGUGUGCGACUACAUUCACAAAGAUCGGAAACGAUAUAAUCAUAUUAUAGAAAAAAUUGUAGGACAAGUUUGGGACAGUGCUGUAGAUAUUACUGAAAUUACAAUAGGAGUGCCGCCUGCAGUUUUUCCAAAUAAUGUCGUACUCCAAAAUAUGUUUAAAAAAUACAUGGAAUAUCAUUUAACUGCUUUUCAUAAGCAAGCUACGCAAUAUUACAUUCGAUCUAGUCAACUUUUUCAUACAAAUAUUGUACAUUCGCCAGCUUUAUUUCUUCUGAGUAAAACAGAUACAAUAGGAGCAGUUUCAAGUAAUAUGAGGGUGCGAGAUAGUUGGGAAUCUCUUGGAACAAAGACGUACGUGAAAAUAUUCGAAAAUUCACCACACGUCGGACAUUUUCGUAAAUAUCCAAAAGAAUACAUUGCCGAAUUGUACGCAUUCAUGAAUAUGCUGCAAAUGAUACAAGAUGAAGAAAAAGUUAAAACGCGACUUUAAUUUAAGAAUCACGGUAUAAAAAUCAGUUAUUUUUUUUUUUUUUUGUAAAAUCAUCAUGAGACCAUCCACCUUAUAUACAUAUAUAUACAUUAUACACUAGUACAAAAUCUGUGACCUAAAAGCAUCAAGAUGAAAUUUUACCAGUCAACUGUUUUAAAAAACGAAUUUUGAAAAAAGAUUUACAAAAAGCCUUAAAGUAUCGAAAAAAAAUUAUCGAAUUUGCCAAGAAAAAUUUUUUGCUUUUAAGCCACAGAAUUAUCAGCCUAUUGAUUUUAUAUCACAAAAAAGGCUGCAUAUAAAAACAGCAAUUUUAUAUUGCAAUGUUCUCUCUAGUUAACCACUUUUUUUUUUGUUUUUUGAAAAAUUGUGGAAAAUUUGCCUUCAUAUUGUAUAUCGUCUCGAAGCCUUUAAAGUAUUAGAAAUUUGGAAAAAUUUGGCAUUUCUUAAUUUUAUACAUUUAAUAGUAAAGAAAAAAUUUUAUUACUGCCAAUUUCAGUUGUCAAUUUUGUCAAUUAAAUUAAAUUGUUGAUAUUGAAUUAUAUAAUUGUUUUUCCAAAUUUUCAAACUAAAAUUCUUAAUUAAAUUAAGAAAUUAAUACUAAGAUAUAAAAGUGGUUUUUAACCUUUUAAUUUGAAUUGAUUCCUUUUCACAAAAUGUUGAGGUAAAUUUUUAUAAUAUAUAUGUAUAAAAUACAUAGUGUUUAUCGUAAAUUUUUAUACGCUAAAAAGAAUAGUAAACUAUUGAGUAGAAAAGUUAUAUAUAUAUUAGUUUUUAAAAGAAAUUUUUUAGAAAUUGAAUUAAAAAAACUUAAAAUUUUAUGUAAACAUUGACGAUAAUAUUGUCGAAAAGAGCAAUAAAAUAGAAACUGUUUUUUCUAAA
Messenger RNA from Leptopilina heterotoma, 2106 nucleotides. RefSeq names its product transmembrane protein 53. The coding region runs from base 274 to 1227 and encodes 317 amino acids. NCBI's taxonomy places the organism in Eukaryota, Metazoa, Arthropoda, Insecta, Hymenoptera, Figitidae. The record is from RefSeq and is a predicted model, not a curated record. Gene Ontology annotation, molecular function: serine hydrolase activity. The transcript is spliced from 8 exons.